Ostrinia nubilalis (European corn borer) is the source of this 955-nucleotide messenger RNA. RefSeq names its product protein windbeutel (gene wbl). The record is from RefSeq and is a predicted model, not a curated record. Gene Ontology annotation, cellular component: endoplasmic reticulum; endoplasmic reticulum lumen. NCBI's taxonomy places the organism in Eukaryota, Metazoa, Arthropoda, Insecta, Lepidoptera, Crambidae. The transcript has 2 exons. The coding region runs from base 137 to 895 and encodes 252 amino acids. Gene Ontology annotation, biological process: protein secretion.
GAAAACAAAUGGUGUCCGGUGUCAAUAAAAUCGAGCGGCGAAGUUAGUUUACCGAUAAAAUUAUAUUUAUUUGCGUAAGUGCAGGCCGUUACACAAGCUGGUGAAGCAUAUUAAUCCCGUAUUCUAGAAUUCUACAAUGCAGCUCCUUUACUUCCUAUGUUUACUGUCAAGUAUACCUUUUACUUACCAAGCCACGACCACCAGUGGAUCAGUCGAAUUAGACGAAUUUUCUUUUGAUAAGAUUACUGGAAAAUUCGAAGCUUCUCUCAUCAAGUUCGAUGUGGCUUUUCCAUACGGUGAUAAACACGAUGCAUUCGUGGCGCUUGCAAAAGACGCGAAGGACGUGGACGAUCUUUUAGUUGGUGAAGUCGGGGUGAAGGAUUACGGCGAAAAAGAAAAUGAGGAACUAGCGAGGAAGUACGGCGCUACGAAGGAGAACUUCCCAAUUGUUAAGCUGUUUAUCAAGGGCAAAAGUGAGCCAAUACAGUUUGACGAUUCCAAAGGGUUCAGCACUGACGCAUUGAGACGCUUUGUACGAGAGAACACCGGCUUGUAUCUCAGUCUACCAGGCUGCGUAAAAGAGCUUGAUAAACUUGCAAUUAAGUUCAUGAAGACCAAAGGAGAUGACAGGAAAAAAAUAUUGAAAGAAACUGAAAAUGCACAGAAGAAUCUCAGUACCAAGGAAGCACCAUCGGGAAAAAUAUACAAAACUAUCAUGGAGAAGAUUCUAGAAAAAGGUGAUGAUUUUAUCAAAACCGAAACUGAAAGAGUGAAGAAGCUCCAAAGUGGAAAAGUAUCAGAUGAGAAGAAGAAAGAACUGGGAAUUAGACUGAACAUUCUCCAGACAUUCCAGCUCUAUGACAUCAAAGGCAGAAAUGUAAAAGACGACCUGUGAUUUAAAUAAAUUAGCUUAGGAUUUAUUUAGCAAUAACAUUCCUGACUAAACUUUAGAGAA